Nilaparvata lugens (brown planthopper) is the source of this 6439-nucleotide messenger RNA. RefSeq names its product malectin. The record is from RefSeq and is a predicted model, not a curated record. The transcript is spliced from 4 exons. Lineage: Eukaryota; Metazoa; Arthropoda; Insecta; Hemiptera; Delphacidae. Gene Ontology annotation, cellular component: membrane. Bases 413 to 1240 code for a protein of 275 amino acids. Gene Ontology annotation, molecular function: carbohydrate binding.
AUGACGAGUUGACUUGGACUUGUCUUGAAGAAGGCAGCCGAAGUAGAACAAAUUAGCAAACCGAUUAUUAAAAUUGCUGCUUCUGCUUCAUUAUAUAUAUAUAUUUGAUUGAGGAAUUCGAUGAGUGUCGAAAUAAUAAUAACGCGUAUGCAAAGUGAAACUCGUCACCGUUAUGUUUAAACGAAUAGGAAUGAUUGAGAAGUAGUAUGCCGGUACGCAUGUGAAGUGCACUGUGUAGGUUAAAAACAUUCAUUUGUAUUUAGCGACUGUUUAUUUAUUAUUCAAUUACUGAUGUGCAGUGAAUUUUAUAAUUCAAACCUUUGAUUUACAAAUACGUUUUUAGUUGCUUGAAAAGAAAUUGAAUGUUAGAUAGAUAAAAUUGUGUUGUAAACUCCUACCAAACGCCGAAAACAUGUCCAAGCAUUUAUUGAAUACGGUAAUUGUAUUCUUUGUAACCCUAAUAAAAGUGUGUGAUGUUGUUAGCUUUGGUGAGGUUAUUUACGCUAUAAAUGCCGGUGGUGACGCCUUUACGGACAGUAUGGGAAUAACGUAUGAUCGGGACCCAUUAUUCGGCAAAGUGGGAACCGCAUCAGAUUAUGGUAAAAGACUUCUUAUUGCUAGAGUUCCAGCAAAUGACCAAGUGCUAUAUCAAACAGAGAGGUAUCAUCACAGUACUUUUGGCUAUGACAUUCCCAUCAAUGAGGAUGGUGACUAUGUUAUGGUGCUAAAAUUCUGUGAAGUUUACUUCAAUGCUCCAAAUAUGAAGGUGUUUGAUAUUGUUCUAAAUGGUGAUCAUACAAUUGUGGCCGACUUGGAUAUUUAUGACAGAGUUGGUCAAGGUGUCGCUCAUGACGAAUAUGUUCCGUUCAGUGUGAAGCAGGGCAGACUUUACUAUAGCGAAGAAGAAUCUGACAUUCGAGCAGGAAAAAUUAGAAUAGAAUUUAUAAAGGGAUAUAGAGACAACCCAAAAAUUAACGCUGUUUAUGUGAUAAAGGGAAAAGCUUCGGACAUUCCGAAACUGCCGUCAAUGCCGGAGAUGGAAGACUGGAAGGUGGUGGACGAGGUGGAGGGUGACAAGGGCGGAAACGGGGCAGGGGUGGGCGCGGGGGGUCGCACUCGACGGCCGUCGGGCCCCCGCACCCCCGACCCCUACGCUGUCGACGACUCAUCACUUAUGCUUCCUGUGUUCGUUGCCAUCGGCGCCUUCAUUCCCCUCCUCUUCUGUCUCUGCAAACUCUAGAGGUCUGCUCAUGCGCACACCAACCACCGAAAGCUGCGCAAACCCACUCAGGGCUUUCUUCCCAAACCACUCUAACAGGUUUGUGCAACUUCGGAAAGUUAGUGCCGGACACUAACUGCGAGUUUGUGCGCUAUUCUCGGAGUUUGUGAAAAGCAACUUGACAAGUUGAUUUGCAAUACUAGAAGUUUGUGAAAAGCAACUUGAGGAGUUGAUUUACAAUACUAGAAGUUUUGUGUGAAAAACAACUUCAGGAGUUGAUUUACAAUACUAGAAUUUUGUGUGCAAUUGUAGGACUUUGUGGAAAGUAUCUUGAGGAGUUGAUGUGCUGCUAUCCUAGAAGUCUCAGGUAAACAACUUGAGGAGUUCAUGUGCAAUUCGAAAGUUUGUGGCAAGCAAGGCAAGAAGUUCAUGUGCAAUUCUAGAAGUUUGCAGCAAACAGCUUAAAGAGUUAAGUGCAAUUCUAGGAGAGAAAAUCAAUUAUACAUGAGUUCUAGAAAUGUAUCUAUUCUAGGAGUUUGUGAAAAGCAUUGUUAGGAGUUCAAGUGCAAUUCUAAGAGUUUGCGAAAAACAAAUGUUGAAGUUUUGUGUGCAAAGCAACUAUUGAUGUCUGUACAAAAGAAGUUCUUGUGAAAAAUAGUUUUAAAAAUAUGAUGUGCAAAGCAACAUUGGAAGCAUAUGUGGAAAGCACUCCAAAAAUUUCUGCGGAAGGAAACGUUUGUGUAAGAUAAACUAGCUUGUUACCACAAAAGUUGAGAGUUCUCAUAAACUCCAGAAUCUUGUACAAGCUAUUUUUAGGAAUUGACGUAAUCUCUUUCCCAGAAUCUUAUGUAGUAUCAAAUUUUCUCAUUCAAUGUAGUAAUUAUAUGAUCUGUGAACUGUCCAAUUAAAUUGUGGAAUUUUUUAAAAUUGUGAGUAAGAUACUGUUGUAAUGUGAAAAUUUGAUACUAGUCUAGAUUAUUGGCCGAUAGUUGAGAAAGGAUGACGAAAUUCCUUCUAGGAGCUUUCUAGGAUCCAUCUAAUCUAGAAUAUCGUGCUUACCAAGUUUAUAAGUUUGUAGAAGUAUGUGCACCCGGAUUGAUUUUGUGAAUGAAGUUUGAAGAUUCCAAGUUGGAAAUUGGAGUUCGGGAGCUAUGAUUAACUAUGAACACGUAGUGGAAUUCACCGCAUUGCUUCGAUUCAAGCUGUAUUGUCAGUACGUCACGCGCCGCGCACACUCACAUAAGAGGCCAUCGCUUGCUGUCCGUCCGUCUGUUAGGAAGCAAGUGCCAGAUUCGUAGUAAGUACGUUGAAGUACUUUCUUACCCAAUUCAAGCAUUGAAUUGAAUUUAUUGUGCUAGGAUAGUUUAGUAGUAACGUUCAUCGUAGAUCGAUAGUAAAGUAGAAGCGAUUUAGGCUAUUCAAUCACGUACCACGUUGAACAUUGAAUGAAAACGUGGAAACACCAUAGAAACUAUGUUCGCUAUUAAAUUACGUCCCACUAUGAUUAUUGGAUGAAAAUGUGUAACGAUAUUGAUAUUAUGAUGAUGGUAUUGUGGAAAUACAGUAGAAACCUCCGAUCAAUCGGUUGUAAAAUAUGAGACAAACUUCGUAUAGAUUCACACUUUUACUCAAAGCGUGACCAAUCACAAAGUGACAAACAUUAUUGAUGUAAAUAUCUUAUUUUUCUUCGACUUUUCCCAUCAUUUAUUCAUGUUGAAUUGACUAAAACAUAUUAUUUCUCGGCUGCAACAACCGAGAUCAUCCGGAAAACUUAGCAUUAGUUCCACAAUUUUCUGAAAUUGAUAGAGCAAUAGAGGUAUGGAAUAAUAUUAUAAGAUUGAUAAUGCCGUUUCUACUGUAUUUUUAAAUAAUUUUAAAUCGACUAUGUAUUCUAUAUAGGCUAUGUCCUGAACCAAUAUUUUAGACUUACUCCCUAGUCCAUCUAUUGAUUAGCCAGAUUGGAGUUUUUAAAAAUACUUCGGAACUGAAAUAAAUUGCUAAGAUCUUAAUCGUGAUUGUGAGAAGUUUUAGUUUGGUUGUUUGUUCAUUUCACAUUUAGUUGAUAGGAAGUUUCAAUUGAACUCUAUUAGUUAUUUAUUCUUUCUACUUACUAAUACGAGUAGUUCAAAUAUUUUAUUCAAGUCUAUUUUGUUAUUAUCAACCCCAGCAGAAAUGUUAUGUAUAUUAAAAGUGUACGAACAUUACUUAAAAGUUAUAAUAUAUUCGGUAUAAACAAUAAUGGAUUGGCGAAAUUCAGGAGUUUCAUAGUGUAAUUGGGAAUAAUAAUUAUUAUAUAUUAUUAUUUUAUGUUGAUGUUGGUAUUGCUGUGAGGAAUAAAUAAAUAAUAAAGCGCUUAUUUUUAACCAUGAAAAUAUGUCUUGAAACUUAAAAGAAGUGUUCAAGAUACGUGACAUUCUAAGACAACUCUUUGACUCAUUUAGAAAUGAUGAUCAUUUACCAAAAAUAAUUGAAUUUUGUUACGUUCAUUCCAAGGAACCUAAAAUACAUUCUAGGUACAUCGGUUCAUCCUACACUUUCGCCAUAAACUUUUAAAACUUUUUAGAACUUUUGGUUCUAUUCAUUCACGCACAAUCUCUUUCUCAUGCAAUUGAAAAAUGUCUAUUCGUAUCCACAUAUUGAGAAUUGGUUUUGCUAGUAUGUAAAAUUGAAUAUGGCUUGUACUCUACCGUAUUUAUAAGUUACUGGAUGUUUGAAUCAUUUUCACAGAAUUUAUGCAAUGUCAUUCAAAGUCAUUGCCAACAUGAAAUUGCAAACUGUUUUUCACAUUGAAUCUAGAAACUCAUUAAUUUAUUAGUAACAUACUUAAAUGAUAAUUGCAAGUAAUGUUGAAGCACAGUAUCACAUCACUGUUGGAACUUGGAUAAAUGAUAUUGAUAUUUAUAAUUUCUAUCACAUAUUAUGAGUUUCAUCAUAACCUAUAGAUAUUAUGUACUAUUUUCUUGUAAAUAGAUAAAACUCAUCACUCACUAUAUUGAACAUUUUUAAUAUAUAAAUUUUAUUAAAAUAAGAUCAUCACAUUCUCCUCAGCAUAAAUAUUUGUUGUUUUUAUUGAUAAUUAUGUUUGGUUCUAUUGAACAGUGUUGAUUAAUUUUUAAGGUUCCUAUGAUGAUAUUAUGUCACUCAUUAAUGAGUUCAUUAAUUAAUUGCAAAUAGUAAAAGUAAAUUUGAUUGAUAUCGGUUUAAUUUGUAUAAUACAUUUUUGACUUGUUUUUCAUUAUUAUUAAACUAUGUGAAUCGUCAGUAAUGUGUUGUGAAAUGUAGGUUUGGAGUGCAAAGCAGUAAUUUCUUGAGAAAUUUUCGAGUGAGAAGUAAUAUAGAAUUGUAAAAAUUGAAAUUAAUCGAUAAAAUUAUUCAGGUUAUGGGUCCUUAUAGGAAAUAUUAGUGAUAUUUUGAUGUAUUAAGAUUAAGUUCUUUUUGAAAUGUUAGGUCUGUGAAUCAGUUAAUAAUGAUACUGUUGAAAUUAAACUAAAAUAUUAUUUAAACUUGGGUUGCCUUGAUUGGGAAUAUUGAUUCAAAUUGUGUUAUAUGAUAUUUCAGUCUAUUUAAAUUAUAUUCAUGAAUACAGACAUCAAAUACUCAAACAUCAUGAUCUCAUAUUAUCAGCCUUUUCAAUUAACGCUGUUUUAUUCAUAGCAAUUAAACCCACGUGAAGUAAUUUUUAGUUGAUUAUAGUAAAAUUGUUAAUUUUCAAUUAAUUCGUAGGCCUAUAUUUCAAUACUUUUGCAAAUAGACAUUGCAUAGUAGGCAUAAUGCAUAACAUUCUAUACCGUAAUUUACAAUGUGCAUUGUACUUUUAAGCUGGAAAUGCUGGGCAUAUUAUAUGGUUUGUAUGAUUGUAUAAAAUUCAAAUGACCGUACUUACUUCAUUUACUACUUUUUAUCGUUUUUUCAAGAGACAGUAUUUUAUUUUUAUCGGUUGUUGAAUGAAUGUAAUAAUAUUUAUUUUGUUAUAAUUUAUGAAGCAAGAUUUUUAGAUUUAUUAUUUGCAGUACUUAAUUUAGUGGUUUUAUCAUGGGCGAUAUAUUUUGUUUUAUUUUUAUUGGAUGAAAUUAAUUGAAUUUUUCAAUAAGCAGAAGAGAGGCUUCAACUAGAAUUUGGAUUUCUGUCAUUGUUGGUAAAGUGAGUUAAUAUGCCGUAUCACUCCAAUAGUCUGAUAUUAUUUUGAAUAUUUUUUCAUAAGUAUAAUUAAGAUUAUAAUAGGAAUCCAUUAUCAAUAAGGAUUAUUUAUUGCUUAUUUUUAUUGAUGCAAAUGAAACAUUUCACUUAUCUAUUCUUCAUCAUGUAUAAAUCAUCUUUCAUUUAUGCUUGAGCAGGUAUUCUAAGUUGUGUCAGUGACAAAAGAGCUAAGGCUAAUAUAUAUAUUUAUUAUUUUGAAGUAUUUAAUGCAUAUUUUAUUUAAUAGAAAUCUUUUAAAAAUUCAAAAUAUAUUUUUGUGGAAAAUUAUCGAAUAUCAAUCAUUUUCAAGAUCUAACUAAGCUCUUGUAAUACUCUUAAACCAAACCAUUCUCUUUCAUAACUUCUUAUAUCUGCCAAGGUGAUGUUUCAUAUAAAUGUAAAGUUCAUAAGUCAUUAUUGAUAUUAUUCAUGUUUCAAUUCUUUUUGCACUCACCAAUACUCAACUGGAUGAACAUUCUCGAUAGUGUCAUUAGUCUUGAGUUUCAAAGUAGCACAAAAAUAAUAUACAAAGUAUUGAUGACAUAAAUCCUUGGCUUUAAGUGCCUUUGACAAGCAUAUUAAAAUUCACUCCAAAGAAACACAAACAUCUCUACUAAUGUGUAAAAAAUUCGAAAAUUGACAAUGAAAGUAAUGACUGAAAUUAAUUUCACAGCAAUUGACAAAACACUGCUUUUCACGCAGACUACGUUAGUCUUCCAUUUCACAAUGUUAUCAGCAUACAUUUUCAACUGUGCUCCAAAAAUAAGGAAUACAAUAAUAUUAUCUGCACAUUACUACCUUGAAUAGAUCAAUUAUUUAAACUUAGAUUGUAGAAAAACUUGACUUUGAAGUAUAUUUAAAUUUUAGUUUCACGGAUUUUCAGGAUGGUUUUAAUGAUUAGUUUUAUAGAAUAUCUGUUGGUUUUAUUGUACUGUAUGUUUCAUCCAGUGGUGAUUCAUUUGUUGUUUUGCAGGAAUUGUGUAUUAUUGUGGUAAUUUUGCAACAAUGCAUAGUAUGUGCAAUAAAUUUAUUUAUACUCUGAAA